ACGUGCAACGUGCAAGCGAGCCAGCCUCGUGCACCCCAUUUGUAAUACUGUCGUGGUGCGUCCAAAUCAGUCUCCCCCAUUUCGAGAGGACCACUAAUCGAUCAACAGUUUCAUCCCCACAUUAUAUAUUACAUACAUAUAGAUACAAACAUACAUAAGAGCAGAUCGCGGAUCGGAAUCAUUGCGUAUAAAUAACGGUUCCGUCGAUCUCGAUGCCUGAAAGACGGAUUCAUCUGCAACUUGUUUCAGGGAACGCUUUUGCGGAACUGAGAAAUGAAAAUUAGGUUUUGUUCCCCUUUCGAUAUGAGGGAAUGUGGAAGAGUUGUCCGAUCAAUUAUCUGAAUUUCGAUGAAUCAGUUCUAGAAGACAGAUUAUUCUACUUCGAGGAGGAAUUCGCAAGUGAAAAUGGCGAUGUCGCCUGUCAGGUUCCUGUUUGGCUUGUUGAUCUUUUCAGUAAUCGCAUGGGUCAUCUUCAUAUUUGCUGCGAGGCUGUUGGCUUGGAUUCUAAGCCGAUUAAUGGGAGCAUCUGUGGGGUUUCGUGUUGCUGGAUGGAAUUGUUUGAGGGAUGUGGUUGUGAAGUUCAAAAAGGGUGCGGUUGAAUCUGUCUCUGUGGGUGAAAUCAAACUCAGCAUGCGCCAGUCUCUGGUCAAGCUUGGGGUUGGCUUUAUUUCUAGGGACCCGAAGCUGCAGUUGUUAAUAUGUGACUUAGAAAUUGUUUUGAGGUCUUCAAGUGGAGGUUUGAAGAAGGCUAGAAGUCGGACUCGGAAGCCCAGUUCUGCAGGCAGAGGAAGGUGGAUGAUUGUGGCUAACAUGGCUAGAUUUUUGUCAGUUUCAGUUACAGAAUUAUUGGUGAAGACACCUGGAGCUUCUAUUGAAGUUAAAGAUUUAAGAGUUGACUUAUCUAAAGAUGGCGGGUCCAAGCCAACUUUGUUUGUCAAGCUGCAUUUUCUUCCUUUGCUUGUUCACAUGGGUGAACCACGGCUAAGUUAUGACCAAUCAUCCAAUUCUAAUCAAGAAGGAUAUAUUUCUGCUGCCCAAGCAUCUUACACUAUGAUAGAGAGGGCCUCUGCACCUUUUGUCUGUGAGGAAUUAUCACUCUCUUGUGAAUUUGGGCACGAUAGGGAAAUAGGUGUUGUUAUCAAGAAUGUGGAUAUUGCAAGUGGAGAAGUCGUCAUAAACCUAAAUGAGGAAUUCUUUCUCAAAAAGAAGACUUCAGAAACCUUUCCUCAGGAUGAUGUAGUUGGAGAGAAAACUUUGGACUCUGGCAUAGCUAAAAAGUUGCAAAAGAAGCAAAAUGCACUUAUGUCUCUUAAGAAAUACACUUCUGUGUUUCCAGAAAAGGUUAGCUUCAGUUUGCCAAAACUGGAUGUGAAGUUUGUGCACCGGGGACAAGAUCUUUCUGUUGAGAAUAAUGUCAUGGGCAUUCAUCUGAGAAGCAGCAAAUCAGUGUCUAAUGAAGACAUGGGAGAGAAUACACGCUUUGAUGUUCAAUUGGAUUUCAGUGAAAUUCAUCUUCUUAGAGAAGGUGGUACUUCUGUCCUGGAGAUACUGAAAGUUGCUCUUGUUUCUUCUGUUUACAUUCCAACUCAGAUGACAUCAGCCGUUAGAGCUGAAAUUGAUAUCAAACUCGGUGGUACGCAAUGUCAUGCCAUUAUGAGCAGAUUAAAGCCAUGGAUCCGCCUUCACUUGUCAAAAAAGAAAAAAAUGGUACUUCGUGAUGAAGCCUCUCACGUGGAACGGUUAGAGACAACUGAAAUGAAAGCCAUCAUGUGGACAUGUACUGUUUCAGCCCCGGAGAUGACUAUUGUGCUUUAUAGUGUUACUGGUUCACCAUUAUACCAUGGUUGCUCACAAUCUUCGCAUUUGUUCGCAAACAACAUUGCAAGUACAGGAAUUGCAGUACAUACAGAACUUGGUGAACUGCAUCUUCAAAUGGCAGAUGAAUAUCAAGAAUGCUUAAAAGAAAGCCUAUUUGGUGUGGAAAGAAAUUCGGGAUCCUUAGUGCAUGUUGCGAAGGUGAGCAUUGAUUGGGGAAAGAAGGACAUCGAAUCUGUUGAUGAACAAGGUCCCAGCAAAUGCAAGUUGGUUCUCUCUGUUGAUGUGACUGGUAUGGGUGUAUACUUUAGCUUCCGGCGCAUCGAAUCCCUUAUAUCAACAGCCAUGUCCUUUCAAGCACUCUUUAAAAGUUUUUCUUCUGGAAAAAGAGCAACGAAUAACAGGGUUGGCCGUUCGGCCAAACCUUCAGGGAAAGGGACCCAACUUUUAAAGCUAAAUCUUGAACGAUGUUGUGUUGAAUUCUGUGGUGAUGUGGGUGUGGAAAACACAAUUGUUGCUGACCACAAGCGUGUGAAUUAUGGAUCACAGGGUGGCCGAGUGGUAAUUAGUAUCUCUGCUGAUGGUACACCUCGCAGAGCAAACAUAUUCUCCACAACUUCUGAUGAAUGCCAAUACCUGAAAUAUUCGUUGUCUCUUGACAUUGUCCAUUUUUCCGUCUGUGUGAACAAGGAGAAGCACACUACACAGGUGGAACUUGAAAGAGCCAGAUCUAUUUAUCAGGAAUAUAUGGAGGAACAUAGGCCUGUUUCCAAAGUGACUUUGUUUGACAUGCAGAAUGCAAAAUUUGUUCGCCGUUCAGGUGGGCUUAGUGAGAUUGCUGUCUGCUCCCUUUUCAGUGCAACUGAUAUUUCAGUGAGGUGGGAGCCUGACGUACAUAUAUCACUAUUUGAGCUUAUGCUGCGGUUGAAGCUACUAUUGCACAAUCAGAAGCUUCAGGGAAUUAAUAAUGAAAUAAAGGAAGAAACUAAUAUUAGAAAAGAAGUGAAACUAGAAAUACAAGCUACUGCAGAUUCAGGACAAUUCGAUAGAGACCCUAUAAAAAGAGAAUCUGUUUUCGCGAUCGAUGUGGAAAUGCUGAGUAUAUCUGCUGAGGUUGGAGAUGGAGUUGAUGCAAUGGUUCAGGUGCAAUCAAUUUUUUCUGAAAAUGCAAGGAUAGGAGUGCUACUUGAGGGGCUUAUGCUUAGCUUUAAUGAAGCCAGAGUAUUCAGAAGUAGUCGAAUGCAGAUUUCUCGUAUCCCUAGCGCCUCUGAUUGUUCAUCUGAUGGAAAGUUACCGGCAGUUACCACUUGGGAUUGGGUUAUUCAAGGCCUGGAUGUUCAUAUUUGCAUGCCGUAUAGAUUGCAGUUGCGUGCUAUUGAAGAUGCAGUUGAGGAGAUGAUGCGAGGUUUAAAGCUUAUCACCAAUGCUAAAACUAAUCUUAUAUAUCCCAUUAAGAAAGAGAGCUCAAAGCCAAAAAAGUCUUCAUUAAAACUGGGACGUGUCAAGUUCUGUAUACGUAAGCUUAAGGCUGAUAUUGAGGAAGAGCCUAUGCAAGGUUGGCUUGAUGAACAUUAUCAGCUGAUGAGGACUGAGGCCUGUGAAUUAGCUGUGAAAAUGAAGUUUCUUGAUGACCUUGUCUCUGAAGGCAUUCACUGUUCUGGAAGUACUGAUCAAAAUGAAUCUUGUCCUGAAAAGGUCUACCAUAAUGGAGUUGAAAUUAAUGUGCAGGACUCUUCAGGUAUCCAGAAAUUGCGAGAUGAAAUUCAUAAGCAGGCAUUCCAAUCUUACUACCAGGCAUGUCAGAAGCUGGUGCCUUCAGAAGGAUCAGGUGCCUGUAAUAGAGGAUUCCAAUCUGGUUUUAAGCCUAGUACAUCCAGAACUUCUCUUCUAUCUGUUUCUGCUACAGAGUUGGAUGUAACGUUGACAAAAAUUGAUGGUGGUGAUACUGGGAUGAUAGAGAUCGUAAAGAAGCUUGAUCCUGUAGCUCUGGAAAAUGACAUACCUUUUUCCCGGCUUCUUGGGAGAAACAUUGUUUUGCAUACUGGCUCUCUUGUCGUCCAGUUGAGAAAUUACACUUUCCCACUUCUUUCUGCAACUUCUGGUAAAUGUGAAGGUUGUGUUAUUCUGGCACAACAGGCAACAUGUUUCCAACCACAAAUUCAACAGGAUGUCUUUAUUGGGAGAUGGAGGAAGGUGCGCAUGCUGCGAUCAGCUAGUGGUACAACCCCUCCUCUGAAGACAUACUCAGAUUUACCUCUAUAUUUUCAGAAGGGGGAAGUUUCCUUUGGGGUGGGAUUCGAACCAUCUUUUGCUGAUAUAAGCUACGCUUUCACAGUGGCUCUGCGCAGAGCUAAUCUGAGCAUUCGGAGUGUUGAUCCCAAUGGUAAGAUUCCGAAUGCUUCAGAUAUUUCUCACAAUACUAACAUCAACCUAUCAGAUCCUCAGCCACCUAGAAGGGAGCGCAGCUUACCAUGGUGGGAUGAAGUAAGAAACUACAUUCAUGGGAAAAAUAGCUUAUGUUUUUCCGAGACCAGAUGGAAUAUUCUUGCAACAACUGACCCUUAUGAGAAGCUUGACAAACUGCAGCUUGUUUCCAGUUACAUGGAAAUCCAGCAGUCAGAUGGUUGUGUUUUUGUUUCGGCUAGAGAUCUUAAGAUUUUUCUGAGCAGUUUGGAGAGUUUAGAUAACAACUACAGUUUAAAAUUUCCUAACCAUGCUGUGUCUGGUGCUUUCCUUGAAGCGCCUUCCUUCAAUCUUGAAGUCACUAUGGACUGGGAAUGUGAAUCUGGAAAUCCCCUUAAUCAUUAUUUAUAUGCACUACCUAGUGAAGGGGAACCGCGUAAGAAAGUUUAUGAUCCAUUCAGGUCAACUUCUCUCUCCCUCCGCUGGGACUUUUCUCUUAGACCUUACCUUCCUACAUGUGAUGAACAACUGGCAUCCUCUGCCAGAGAAGAUGGAGGACUCCUGGAUGGAUCUGUUUAUAGUCCUCUGUACAAAUCGGAGCAAGCCUCAAUUGAUGCGCCAACUCUAAAUGUUGGUCCUCAUGAUUUAGCCUGGCUCUUCAGAUUCUGGAACUUGAAUUAUCUUCCUCCCCAUAAGUUGCGGUCCUUUUCUCGAUGGCCACGUUUUGGGGUGCCAAGGGUUGCCAGGUCAGGAAACUUGUCUCUCGACAAGGUGAUGACAGAAUUUAUGCUUCGCCUGGAUUCAACUCCAACUAGUUUCAAGCAUGUGGCUUUGGAGGAUGAAGAUCCUGCUACUGGACUGACUUUUAGCAUGACAAAGCUAAAAUAUGAGCUCUGCUUUAGUCGUGGUCGGCAAAAAUAUACUUUUGAUUGCAAGCGUGAUCCUCUUGAUCUUGUCUACCAAGGUAUUGACCUUCACAUGCCCAAGGCAUAUUUGAAUAAAGGAGGUUGCACAUGCGUUGCAAAUGAAUCUAAAAUAACAAGGAGAAAUUCAAAAUCUGCAUCAACAGAUAGAACUAGCCAUGAAAAGUGCAACAAUAUGGGUGGCUGCACAGAGAAGCAUCGUGAUGAUGGAUUUUUGUUGUCUUCUGAAUAUUUUACAAUCAGAAAGCAAGCUCCAAAAGCCGACCCAGCAAGACUGUUAGCAUGGCAAGAAGCAGGUAGAAGAAACCUUGAGAUGACAUAUGUCAGGUCAGAAUUUGAAAAUGGGAGUGAGAGUGAUGAUCAUGCACGAUCUGACCCUAGUGAUGAUGAUGGAUUUAAUGUGGUCAUUGCUGACAAUUGUCAGCGUGUGUUUGUUUAUGGCCUCAAGCUUUUGUGGACCAUUGACAAUAGAAAUGCUGUUUGGUCCUGGGUUGGUGGGAUAUCCAAAGCAUUUGAGCCUCCUAAACCUUCUCCAUCACGGCAGUAUGCUCAGAGGAAAAUGCUGGAGGAGAACCAGGUACAUCAUGAAAGUGAAACACUUCAAGGUGAUAUCUCUAAGCCUUCGCCUUCUACCUUCCAGUGUGCAACUUCCCCUAAUCCACACGUGGUUGAGAGUUCAGGAUCAGUUCCAUCUCCUUCACAUUCAGUUAAAAUGGAAAGCUCAUCCGCCGCAAAGAAUGGAAACAUUGAGGACUCAGAAGAGGAGGGAACACGGCAUUUCAUGGUGAAUGUUAUUCAGCCUCAAUUCAAUCUUCAUUCGGAAGAAGCUAAUGGAAGGUUUUUGCUUGCUGCAGCUAGUGGCCGUGUAUUAGCACGUUCAUUUCAUUCGGUUCUCCAUGUUGGGUAUGAGAUGAUUGAACAGGCACUUGGUACUGGAAGUGUACAGAUUCCCGACUCUGAGCCUGAAAUGACAUGGAAACGGAUGGAGUUAUCUGUGAUGCUGGAGCAUGUACAAGCUCAUGUUGCUCCAACUGAUGUUGAUCCAGGGGCUGGAUUACAGUGGCUACCAAAAAUCCUUAGGAGCUCUCCGAAAGUCAAGCGCACUGGUGCCCUACUGGAAAGAGUGUUUAUGCCUUGUACUAUGUAUUUCCGGUACACAAGACACAAAGGUGGAACUGCAGAUUUGAAGGUCAAGCCAUUAAAAGAACUCGCUUUCAAUUCGCCUAAUAUAACUGCGACGAUGACAUCUCGCCAGUUUCAGGUUAUGCUGGAUGUAUUGAGCAAUCUUCUCUUUGCAAGGCUUCCCAAGCCCCGGAAAAAUAGUCUCUCAUAUGCUGCUGAAGAUGAUGAAGAUAUUGAAGAAGAGGCAGAUGAGGUGGUUCCUGAUGGUGUUGAAGAGGUAGAACUGGCAAGAAUCAACCUUGAACAGACGGAACGAGAACGGAAGUUGCUCCUUGAUGACAUUAGAAGACUAUCUGUUUGUAGUGAUACUUCUGGAGACCCAUGUGCCUCUGCAGAAAAGGAUGGGAACUUGUGGAUGUUAAUCGGUGGAAGAACCAUGCUGGUGCAAAGGCUAAAGAAAGAGUUGGGGAACACACAAAAAUCUCGUAAGGAAGCAUCUGCUUCGUUAAGGAUGGCUCUGCAGAAGGCUGCCCAAAUGCGGUUGAUGGAGAAGGAAAAGAACAAAAGCCCUUCUUGUGCUAUGCGUAUUUCUUUGAAAAUCAACAAAGUGGUGUGGAGCAUGCUUCUAGAUGGUAAAUCGUUUGCUGAAGCUGAAAUAAAUAACAUGAGUUAUGAUUUUGAUCGAGAUUACAAAGAUGUUGGUAUUGCUAAGUUUACAACCAAGUCAUUUGUCGUGAGGAACUGCCUGCCUAAUGCGAAAUCUGACAUGCUAUUAUCAGCUUGGAAUCCACCUCCUGAAUGGGGAAAAAAUGUAAUGCUUCGUGUAGAUUCAAAGCAAGGAGCUCCGAAGGAUGGGAACUCUUCUCUUGAACUUUUCCAGGUAGAGAUCUACCCGCUGAAGAUACAUCUAACUGAAACAAUGUACAGAAUGAUGUGGGAGUAUCUUUUCCCAGAAGAAGAACAAGACUCACAGCGGCGGCAGGAAGUUUGGAAGGUUUCAACCACUGCUGGCUCAAAACGUGUAAGAAAAGGGGCAUCUUCCAAUGAAUCAUCUAUGUCAAGCAGCCAUUUGACAAGAGAACCUGAUGCUCCCUCCAAAUUGAGUGCCCCUGCUGCUUCUGUAAUUACUUCUGGUGCUAGUCAGUCUUCUGGGUCUAUUGAUUCUUUCCAAGUGUCAAAGUUGCAAAAUUUAAAAGGAAAUAUUGCAAGCGGUUCAACCCCAGAGCUCAGGCGCACAUCAUCAUUUGACAAGACAUGGGAAGAGAACGUAGCAGAGUCUGUGGCUAAUGAGCUUGUAUUACAUGUUCACUCUUCAAGCAUCUCUUCAAGAAGUGAUCCACUUUCCUCAGCACUAGAGCACCCAGAGGAAUCAAGAAACAAACCAAAAGACUCCAAGCAAAUCAAAUCGGGGCGCCCAUCUCAUGAAGAGAAAAAGGUCACAAAGUCGAAUGAUGAGAAAAGAGCUCGACCCCGGAAGAUGAUGGAGUUUAACAACAUCAAGAUUAGUCAGGUUGAAUUACUGGUUACUUAUGAGGGAUCGAGAUUUGCUGUGAGUGAUCUGAGAUUGCUGAUGGAUACUUUUCACCGUGUUGACUUCACUGGCACAUGGAGAAGGUUGUUUUCACGUGUUAAGAAGCAUAUCAUCUGGGGGGUCCUAAAAUCUGUAACAGGAAUGCAGGGGAAGAAGUUCAAGGAUAAAGCCAAUAGCCAAAGGGAGCCCAGUGGACCCGGUGUUCCUGAUGGAGAUCUUAAUUUCAGUGACAGUGAUGGAGGUCUGGCUGAUAAAUCUGAUCAGUACCCAAUAUCUUGGCUCAAAAGACCCAGUGAUGGAGCUGGUGAUGGAUUUGUCACAUCAAUAAGGGGUUUAUUCAAUUCUCAGCGCCGCAAGGCUAAAGCAUUUGUCCUGCGAACAAUGAGGGGUGAAGCAGAUAAUGAAUUCCCUGGAGAGUGGAGUGAAAGCGAUGUCGAGUUCUCUCCCUUUGCUAGGCAACUGACCAUAACAAAAGCUAAGAGGCUCAUUAGGCGGCACACAAAGAAGUUCAGAGCACGAGGGCAAAAAGGUUCAUCUUCUCAGCAGAGAGACUCACUUCCAUCAUCUCCAAGGGAGACCACACCAUUUGAAAGUGAUUCCUCAAGCGGGUCUCCCUAUGAGGACUUCCAUGAGUAGAGUAACUCCGGUGCAUCAAGCUUCAUUCAGAUGCUACAUGUGGGCAUUCCGCAAGGGGCCUGUUUGUCUCCUCCGAUCUACUAACUGCAAGCAGUAUAGAAUUGUAAUUGUAUUAAUUUAUUUAACUCGGUGCAGAACUUGGAUGAUGAUUUGAGAUUCAAGCUGUUGGCCGAGUUUUCUCCGAUAAAGGGCAGACCAAGAAGUCUGCAUGCAGGGGAAAUUGUAAGCUGUGCUCCCUCUGUGAUUUGAGGGAAAGCAUUAAAGAUGACCUUAGUUGUACAAGUGUGUAGCUCUGCUUUCCGUCUGUAAGUGUAUUUUUAGCUACUCAUUAGGAGUUCCUGGGAUGCAAGAGUUCCAAAGUUUUUGUGUCUUAUCUAUUCGGGGAUGAAAUAAAGGUCAAAUAUAUGGAGGAAACGGGUUAUAGCUCUGUAACUUGUAACUUUGUGAAAUAUACGUUUUUGCUCUCUC
This is a messenger RNA of Macadamia integrifolia, 8898 nucleotides long. Its product is annotated as protein SABRE. Bases 406 to 8430 code for a protein of 2674 amino acids. NCBI's taxonomy places the organism in Eukaryota, Viridiplantae, Streptophyta, Magnoliopsida, Proteales, Proteaceae. The transcript is spliced from 23 exons. The record is from RefSeq and is a predicted model, not a curated record.